AUGUGCCGUACUACAUGUAGUAUUAUCAAGACCAUAUCUGAGGAGUCCUCGGAUGCCGAGAACCCUGGAUCUUCCGUCGCUCAAUCCACCCAAGGUUGCAGCCAGACCCUGAAACGCGGCAAUCUGCGAUUCAUUUCCCAGGCCACUAAGUUCCGAACCGAUCACCUAGGCCAGUUCGAUCCUGAAUGCUUCACGACAAGUUGA
This is a messenger RNA of Aspergillus lentulus, 204 nucleotides long. Lineage: Eukaryota; Fungi; Ascomycota; Eurotiomycetes; Eurotiales; Aspergillaceae. The record is from RefSeq and is a predicted model, not a curated record.